CCUCCCAACUUCCUCUGCGGCGCUCUUCCUGUUCCUCAACCUCCGCCACCAGAGGCCCUGUGACUCCGCCGCCGCGGCAGCUAGGGCACGGGCUCCCGGCGACUGGGUGUCUCUCGCCGCAGGCCCCGUCGAAUGGAUCGCCGGCAGUUAGGUCGUCACAAUCCAUAGAGUAGGGGCAGGCAACGCCGUCCCCAGCAGGAGCAGCAGGCAGCAGUCCGCACGGCAGCAUCGCGGCACGCGCAGCUCUCGCGAGUGCGACGGUGCCGGCGCAUCUAUUGCCGCCGCCGCCGCCUGUCCGGCUGGUUCGCGGUGCGCCGUGCGCCCGCGUCGGCAGACCGCCGGCUGCCGGAGGCACGGAUCCCUCCUCGCUCGCGAAGUCGCCUCUCGCCGGCUCGCCCGUCGUCGCCUCGUCGGCAGCUCGUAGAUUGGUUCCUCUUCGGCUCCGUGGCCGCGUGCGCGCCGUCCCGGAAGGCAUCAGGCUGUCUUCCACUGUCAGAGGCCACCUUGAAUCUGCGUCCAUUGUAAUUGACUCCUCUUCUGCUGCUGGAGGUGCAGAUCCAUCCAGACUUGGACUGCUCUUCUCAUCUCUGGGUAAUGGAAGCCCUAUCUUUCCUGGAUGGAUAAUUCUAAGAGACCUGACGUUGCCAUAGGUUCUAUUUGCACCUGAGAAGUGAACUAAUUCAAGUUGUUGGUACACUCAUUGGAUGGUUUAAGAAAGGGCCUGGAAGCCUUGUGUGGAUAACAUUUGUGUUAAGGCUGUUAAGCUUGGGAACCGAUUCGGUAAUCAGCACAAUGGAGUGCAACAGAGAAGAGGCCUUGAAGGCCAGGGAAAUUGCUAUUAAGAAGUUGGAAAACAAAGAUUUUGUUGGUGCUAAAAGGAUUGCCCUUAAAGCACAGAGAAUUUUUCCACAGCUUGAGAACAUACCCCAGCUGUUAACUGUCUGUGAAGUACAUUGUGCAGCAGAAGCAAAGAUAAACGGGAUGUUGGAUUUCUAUGGAAUUCUCCAAGUGGAAGGGACAGCGGAUGAGAUGACCAUAAAGAAGCAAUAUCGUAAGCUUGUCCUCUCACUUCACCCUGAUAAAAACAGUUAUGUUGGUGCAGAAUCCGCUUUCAAGUUUGUUGCAGAAGCAUACUCAACAUUGUCUGAUCGAGCAAAACGAUAUGCAUAUGACAUCAAAUGGAGGGUUGCUUCUAAAGCUGCACCAAAGCAGGCUACACAACCGACACAGGCUGCAGAACCAACACGGGCUACACAACCGAAACAGGCUGCCAAACCAAAGCAGGCCGCCAAACCAAAGCAGGCUGCCAAACCAAAACCGGCUACUCAACCUAAUCUGGCUGAGGAAACAAAUCAGGCUACACAGCCAAUGCAGGCGACAGAACCAAAACAGACCAAUCAACCGAAGCAGUCUACAGAAGCAAUGAAGACUACAGAGCCGAUUAACAAAAAUGAUGCAGAUAAAAGUAGCACGGCAGGAUAUGGAACAUCAGGUUCACCAACCACUGAUAAGUGGACUUUCUGGACUGUGUGCACCCACUGUAAAACAAAAUACAAGUACUACGGUAACAUUCUGAAUCGUCAGAUCCGCUGUCAGAACUGCAGGCAGAAUUUUUUUGCAAACAACAUAAAUAAAGAAGAUGUGCCUCCUCUAUUCUCAUCGAAAGCAGCCAAUGGUGCUGCGCAACAGGGCUGUGUUCCCACUCAACAAGGCUGUUCUACUAAUUUCUCUUCUAGAGAGAACCAACAGGCAAGGCCUGUGAUGAAUGGAGCACAAUAUGGUGAACAAAUGAAGAGCGGUUCAAAACCAAGUGGUGAGGGUAUGUUUAAUCAUACAGAGACAAGUGAACAAGGGGGGGAUACAUCAGCAGAGCCAGGUGCUGCAGGGAUCCCUAGUCCACGGAGAUCUUCUAGGAGAAAAGCAUUUAUUGAUGCCAACAACAUUCUGAAUUCUCCAAAGAAAAAGAGUCGGACAAUAAAAGAUUGGUUCUCAAAUGCUGCCCCCAGUUCUAAUAAAGUGUUUGAUGAUAAUGCUGCCCAUGCUGAUGGACCGGCUAGUGAACCUCAUGUCUCCAGCAAAACAAAUAACCAAGAGAAAGGUUGUACCGUCAAUGAAAGCAAUCAAAUGAAUUACAAAGAAGCUCAUGAUACAGCUGCUGAGAAGCCUUGCAAUGCUGGGGGCUUCACGUACCCUGAUCCAGAAUUUUAUAACUUUGAUAUGUUCAGGAGUGUCAAUCUGUUUGCAGUUGAUCAGAUAUGGGCACUUUAUGAUGACCAAGAUGCCAUGCCGAGAUAUUAUGCUAGAAUAAGACGUCUUGAUACUACCAGCUUCAGAGUUAAGUUCACUUGGCUGGAGCAUGAUGCAGUGAAUGAUGAGGAGUACGAAUGGACUGAUAAUAACCUGCCUGUUGCUUGUGGGAACUAUACCCUAGGAAAGACAGAGGUGUCACAAGAUCCCCUCAUGUUUUCUCACAUUGUUUCAUCAUGGGUGCAAGGCAAAAAAAGGGGUUCUUAUGUAAUACAUCCAAGUAAAGGUGAGGUAUGGGCUCUUUAUAAAGGCUGGAGUAUGCAGUGGACCUCAGAUGCAGAUAAUCAUAGAUCUUAUGAGUACGAAGUUGUGGAGGUCCUUUCAAACUUCACAAUGGAAACUGGUGUCACUGUUGUCCCCUUGGUCAAGGUUGAAGGUUUUGUGAGUCUUUUUGCAAAAGCAAAGGACAAAUCAUCAUUUGUUAUACCAUCAAGCGAACUACUUCGAUUUUCUCACAGCAUCCCAUUUUUCAGAACAAGGGGUAAUGAGAAGGUUGGCGUCCCAUCUGGAUUUCUUGAACUAGAUGCUGUAUCACUUCCUAGUAACCUGGAUGUAGCAUUUCCACCAGUUGCUCUUGACUCUUGUGUGCCUAUCGACAGUACAAUGAACAGUGGGUUUGUUGACUUGACCGAUACUACACCUGGCCCUGGAAAUGGACAAAGUGCUCAAAAGGGCAAUAAGAGAAAAGGAGAAAGGCAGAAAAAUCAUUCCCUUCAAACUCCUGCUCAGCAGCCUAAUGCUGGUCAUGUUAGUGUGUCUGGUGAUUCCACUCAGCAAGGCUAUCCCUCUCCCACGAUUUUCACAUAUCCAGAAACAGUAUUCUACAACUUUGAAGAAGACCGUUCAUAUAAUAAGUUUGAACGAGGACAGAUAUGGGCUCUUUACAGUGAUUUUGAUAAACUUCCCAAGUACUAUGGUUGGGUUACCAAAGUUGAUCUGGAUCCAUUCAGUGUGCAUCUGACUUGGCUGGAAGCUAGCCCUCAAUCAGAACAGGAGAAUAUGUGGUUGGAGCAUGAGGUACCUGUGAGCUGUGGGACAUUUAAAAUCCGCAACUGGAGGAUCAAGUACAACACGACUGAUCCAUUCUCUCAUGUAGUAGUAGAUACUCAAGUUGGUUCAAAACGGCACUUUGAAAUUCACCCACAAGUAGGGGAGAUUUGGGCGCUCUACAACAAUUGGUUACCUGGCUGGGUUCCUUCAAGCAAGGAUACUUGUGAAUAUGCCAUUGGUGAGAUCACUGAGCGCACUGACGCUACCACAAAAGUCCUAUUUCUCACUCAGGUCGAUGGUUACAGAACUAUAUUCAAGCCAGACAGUGAGAGGAGUAUCCUUGACGUGCCUACAAAAGACGACAUACGGUUUUCUCAUCGGAUACCUUCUUUCCGUCUAACGAAGGAAAAGGGAGGCAAGCUCUGUGGCUUCUAUGAGCUGGAUCCAGCUUCUAUUCCUGAUCCUUUCCUCUCUGUGAGCACCCUCUGACUUGCAGAAGCUCAAUUCGGCUGCCCUGAAGCAACUAAGAUUAAUUAGUUCCAGUUAACUGAAGUGGGCGAUCAGUUCUAUUGUAUAUGUUUAUGCACGUUCAUGCGCCAGGCAACUGUGAUUUUGGGCGAAACCUUGAUAUAUGUUCCAGCUCAUAGGCCUUCAUCUUAUGCCCGUCUAAUGUUGAUGCCUGUGAAUCUGUAACCUAUUUGUUGGUAGUGUCUUUGCCUGCAGGCGAGGGCAGUGGCCCCUCUGUUAUCAGCUGCCAAACAGCUCCGCGCAAUGUAUGCUGUCUCUCAAAUCCUCAACUGUAAACUUAGGACUAUCAAUUUUAUUUGCCAUUGUUGCUGACUUGCUGUUGCCCUGAUGAUGCUGUAGGGUAGGGACCUAGCUGCAAACUUGCAAUGAAGAUUUUGUGUGCAGGGAGGCAUUCUUUCGGUUUGUGCUAAAUGCUAAGGUAGUAAUAUCAAUUAAUUUUGUUUUAAAUAUCGUGUGAAAAAAAAUUCAUGGAAAUCUUAUAGUGACAGUAGCAGGGUUGAAUUUCUAGGGUAAUCGCCCCCUUUGUAUUGGCCUUCCGUACUUGAAUGCAUGAAACCAACUUGCAAUUGCA
Molecule: messenger RNA, 4396 nt
Organism: Panicum virgatum (switchgrass)
Lineage: Eukaryota; Viridiplantae; Streptophyta; Magnoliopsida; Poales; Poaceae
Exons: 4
Coding region: 793-3786 (997 amino acids)
Source: RefSeq, a predicted model, not a curated record